Molecule: messenger RNA, 749 nt
Organism: Polistes dominula (European paper wasp)
Lineage: Eukaryota; Metazoa; Arthropoda; Insecta; Hymenoptera; Vespidae
Gene: CSP2
Product: chemosensory protein 2
Source: RefSeq, a predicted model, not a curated record
GGACGUAGCGUUCGGGCCAGUUCGUUCUGAGAUUUCACAGUGAAAGGACGUCAAGUUAGAGACAAAGGCAAAAGACAAAAGACGAAUCGACCAAAAUCGAAAUUCCUCGCUAAAAUCAUUCGUGCGUAGUGAAAAUAUUGCGAGGAACAAAUUGAAAUUGAAUUACAUUUUUAAACAGAUUUUUACGUAAAUUUUGUAAAGAGGAUUAAACGGCAGUAAUAAAUAAAAAAAAAAAAAUAAGACAAAAGAUAGUGUAAGAGAUUUGGAAGAGAAGAGUACCGCAAUGAGCUUGACAAUCAAGAUGAUUUUACUUUGUAUGUGUAUACACGCAAUCGUGUGUAACGCACAAUCAUCGACAAAUGAGAAAGAACAAUUUGGAAGAUCUCGUGUUUCCGAAGACCAACUAAACAUGGCUUUGAACGACCAACGUUAUUUGAGAAGACAACUGAAGUGUGCUUUGGGCGAGGCGGCUUGCGAUCCUGUUGGAAGACGUUUGAAAAGUUUGGCACCAUUGGUUUUGAGAGGUUCCUGUCCACAAUGUACCCCAGAGGAAACGCGUCAAAUCAAGAAGGUCUUUUCUCACAUUCAAAGAUCCUUCCCGAAGGAAUGGUCAAAGGUUGUACAGCAAUACGCUGGUGUUUCGUAGUCCUGCGAAAUGAUAUAUAAGAUGAGAAUAACUCGCUCUUGAUUCGCUCGAAAAUUGAGUCUUUUUAUUAAUUUUAAUAAAUGUCUAAUUGAUUUUUCCCUUU